AUGAGUAAAGAUAUGGCAGUAUUUAAAAAUUUUUUAAAUGGUUUAAUCACAAUUAUUUUCUGGUUGUUAAUUUUUUUAACUCUUCCUAAUUUUUGUAAAAGCGCCGAUAAUCAACACCAUCAUCAUCAUCAUCAUCAUCAUCAUCCUCAUCACCAUCAUGAUUCGGAUGAAAAUCCUUCAUUUAAAUACUCAAAAGAAGCCAAUUUGCCAUAUUCUGCUACACAUUCUAAUUCUGAGUCUUUGAAAAGUAACGAUUCAUGGUUACUGUGGACUGAAGCUCUCGGAUCAACAUUUUUUAUAAGUGCAGCACCUUUUUUAGUACUAUUUUUUGUACCUUUAGAUAAAAGUAAAGAAAAAGAACCGCUUUUAAAAAUAUUACUUAGCUUCGCAUCGGGAGGAUUAUUGGGUGAUGCGUUCCUUCAUUUAAUUCCUCAUGCUUUAGUUCCAACGCUAAAGCAUGAUUCGGCUUCAGAAGAUUCCGAUCAUGAAGCUCAUGGACAUGAUAUGAGUGUUGGAUUGGCUGUCUUACUGGGCAUAGUUACAUUUCUAUUAGUUGAAAAAAGUGUAAGAUGGGUUAAAGGGGGACACGGCCAUAGUCACGGGAGCAGUGAUAAUGUAAAUACGAAAAAAGAUAAAUCUAAACAAGAUAAACAUUCAGGAGACAAUGAAAAAAAUACAAAAAAAGGUUCAAAUGAAAAAGAUAAAAAAGGAAGCAAAAAAAAAAAGGAAGAUUCGCUUUUAGUGUCUGGUUAUUUAAAUUUAGCAGCUGAUUUUACUCAUAAUUUCACAGAUGGGUUAGCCAUUGGAGCAUCUUAUUUAGUUGGUAAAAAUAUAGGAAUCAUCACAACUGUAACAAUUUUAUUACAUGAAGUACCACAUGAAAUUGGAGAUUUUGCUAUUUUAAUUCAAAGUGGUUGCUCAAAAAAAAAAGCUAUGUGCCUUCAAUUAGUAACUGCUGUUGGAGCAGUUAUGGGAACUUUGACAUCAUUAAUGGCUGAAGGAGCUGGUGAUGUAGCCACAUCUUGGAUUUUACCUUUUACUGCUGGGGGUUUUAUUUACAUUUCCACAGUGUCAAUUAUUCCUGAACUAUUGAGAGACACAAAUUUUUUGCAAUCUCUCAAAGAAAUAUUUGCCAUGAUUGUAGGUGUUUUGUUAAUGGUUUUAAUAGCCGAUUUCGAAUGA
Molecule: messenger RNA, 1182 nt
Organism: Pediculus humanus corporis (human body louse)
Lineage: Eukaryota; Metazoa; Arthropoda; Insecta; Psocodea; Pediculidae
Product: protein catecholamines up, putative
Exons: 4
Coding region: 1-1182 (393 amino acids)
Biological process (GO): zinc ion transmembrane transport; intracellular zinc ion homeostasis
Cellular component (GO): membrane
Molecular function (GO): zinc ion transmembrane transporter activity
Source: RefSeq, a predicted model, not a curated record